Crotalus tigris (Tiger rattlesnake) is the source of this 1575-nucleotide messenger RNA. RefSeq names its product uroporphyrinogen III synthase (gene UROS). NCBI's taxonomy places the organism in Eukaryota, Metazoa, Chordata, Lepidosauria, Squamata, Viperidae. Gene Ontology annotation, molecular function: uroporphyrinogen-III synthase activity. The coding region runs from base 708 to 1490 and encodes 260 amino acids. Gene Ontology annotation, biological process: uroporphyrinogen III biosynthetic process. The record is from RefSeq and is a predicted model, not a curated record. The transcript has 10 exons.
AACAAUUUUUAGUGUGAAAACCAAUCAUAAGUCAUUUUCUUCAGGGUUGUAACUUCAAAUUGUCACUAAAUGAAUGGCUUUAAGUUGACUAUCUGUAGCUAUUUCACAAAAUGCAUUGGCAGGAUUCAAAGAAGUAUACAGGGAUAAACACACAUUUUUCAUAACAAAUAAAACAUCACACUAACAAGCAAAUCAACCUGAUGACUAAUGCAAACAUUAAUACAUAUUUUUUUGAUCAAAUCAAUAUCUUUAUUAUAGUUUUUAUCAGCCUUUAGAGUAAAAAAAGAGAAAUGGUUUGACACAAGAAUUCGCUAUUGGGAAAGAGAAAACAUAAUUAAAAUUUUUGUGGAGUUGUAUAACUUGAUGAAUAUAUUUGGCCACCUGAUAUGUGAUCCCUUAAAAAUCAAGUGGUUCUCAUGUUUGGAAAUGAUUAGAUCAGAGCACAUCUUGGGCAUCAUAAAAGAGACAUGAUAGGAGGACAUGAGGAAGAGUUUCUGUCUCCCUGGAGCCACAAGGGCAAAGUCUCUGCAAAUAAGGAGUCCCAUGAAUUCUUCCUGCCAGUAGCCCUGAUGGGAGAGACUCAAAGUGGGGUCUGAAAAGGCUCAUCUACAUUUGCUUAAGGUACAACUCUUCUACAAAAAAGAAUCCUGAUUUAGAUUAAUUUCCAUUUUGUGCUUCCCUAUUACAAGGUGUUACACAAGUAAACAAUGAAAGUGUUGUUAUUGAAAGAUCCAAAGGAAAGUGAUAGUGGACCAGAUUCUUACAUAAAGGAACUUGGUUCACACGGACUCAAAGCAACCUUAAUUCCAGUUUUAGCAUUUGAAUUUAUUUCUCUUCAAACUUUCUCUGAAAAACUUUUUCAUCCUGAACAAUACCGUGGAUUAAUUUUUACCAGUCCAAGAGCAGUAGAAGCUGUUAAAUUAGGCCUAAUGGAUAGUUGUAAAAAAGAAGCUUGGAAGAAUUAUCUGAGAGAAGAAUGGAAUACUAAACCUGUUUAUGUGGUAGGGAAAGCUACUGCUGGAUUAGUAAUUGAAAUAGGUCUCAAACCACAAGGAGAAGAUUGUGGAAAUGCUGAAAAACUAGCAGAAUUCAUUUGCUACCGGGAGCCAUCCAAUUCAUUGCCUCUUCUUUUUCCAUGUGGUGCUCUAAAAAGGGAAACACUUCCAACAAUGCUCAAGGACAAAGAUAUUGUAUUGGAAUCUGUCACUGUUUAUCAAACCAGCCAACAUCCUGACCUCCAGGAAUCCUUGACGAAUUACUUCUCACAAGAGGGUGUUCCUGCUAGUAUUAUUUUCUUCAGUCCUUCUGGUGUCAAGUAUUGUCUGAAGCAGAUUUUGAAAUUGUCAGGUGAUCUCAUUUCCCAAAUUAAGUUUGCCGCAAUAGGUCCAACAACAGCUGAAGCUCUUGUAAAUGAAGGAAUCUUAGUAAGCUGUACAGCCAGUCGCCCUACCCCCCAGGAUCUUGCUGCUGAACUUAGAAAAUGCCUCUAGCUGUAAUAUAUUUGAAGACUCUAUGAUUGAAAUUAUGUAAUUUGCAGUAAUGUCUAAAAUUAAAAAUACCUUCUUUACGAUUUAA